Molecule: messenger RNA, 2372 nt
Organism: Rhinichthys klamathensis goyatoka
Lineage: Eukaryota; Metazoa; Chordata; Actinopteri; Cypriniformes; Leuciscidae
Gene: anks3
Product: ankyrin repeat and sterile alpha motif domain containing 3
Exons: 15
Coding region: 47-1891 (614 amino acids)
Cellular component (GO): cilium
Molecular function (GO): protein binding
Source: RefSeq, a predicted model, not a curated record
AUAACAUAUACAUAGUGUAAAUAUCAAAGCUCGUUUGCAGAGGAGUAUGUCUGAACUGAGCGACGAAGCCAGCAGUGAGUCGGAUCAGUUGGGCGCGAGUCUGUCCGUGUGGCUGGCGGACGGUGGAGAUGCUCUGAUCGGCCCGGAGGAGCUCAACGUGCCGCUGGAUCUCCACACCGCCUGCUCUAUCGGACAGUAUGAUGUGGUGACCGAAUGCAUUCGCAGGGGAGAUGUGGAUUUGGAUGGGAAGAACAUUGGUGGUUGGACUCCUCUGAUGUACGCAGCGUAUAUCGGUCACGAUAGCAUCGCUAACCUGCUGCUGGAGACGGGCAUCAGUGUCAACACCACCACGUCUAAAGGACUCACACCCCUGAUGCUCGCCGCCAGCUGUGGAAACGAGAGCAUCGCCCACUUCCUACUGCAGCACGGAGCGCAGCUUGAAUGUAAGGAUGUGCACGGAUGGACGGCUUUGUUGCACAGCACGGCUACUGGACAUCAGCAGAUGGUCAAAUUCUUAUUAGAGCAUCACGCCAAUGCAAAUGUCAAAGAGCCGCUGUCAGGAUUUACACCACUCAUGGAAGCAGCAGCGUCAGGCCAUGAAAUCAUCGUUCAGUACCUCCUCAACCAUGGCGUACGAACGGAGGAGAGGAACAUCAAGGGAGAAACGGCGAGAGCUCUGGCUAUGUUGUACGGACACACUAAAAUCGCCAGCCUCAUCGACAUGCACGUCAUGAGAGCCAAAUCAUCUCAGUAUGAGGAGCUGAGUUCCUCUGAAGAAGAAAGUUCGAGUCCUCGAGUCCGGUCAGCUCGCAGUAGAACCAGAGGACCCAGCAUUCACGACGGCCCUCAAGCCAUCGCGCGCUUCAGAGUCGGCCCCAAACACGAGGUUCCUGUGACCGGAUACAUGACCUCACGUGAAGCUGGCGAUCAGAGCGAGGGCAUCUGCAAUCGUGACGUCACUUCCCCCAUCAACGAGCUCGACGGCCAGAGCAACAGCAGUAGAGACGAGCUGAUCUUUGAUAACGACAUGCCCACCGUGAGGAGCAGCAGCAGCAGCAGUGAAGGCUUGUCUCAUCUCCUCGGCCUCAGCAGAGAGGCGUCGCUGGAGAGCAACGAGGACUCUGAUCAAGCAAAGAGGAGCUGUCCACGUCGACCCAACAAACUCCAGCACUCCAAAGGCAGGAUUCCCCAUAACAGCUCAGGAGACCGUGAGGCGCCGUCUUCCUCUGGACCUCCUCCUUCAUACACUGGACCCAAGGAUCUAGCAGAGUUUCUGGAGCAGAUCGGGUUCAGUAAGUACCUCCCCCUGCUGGAGGAGCAAGACAUCGACCUGAGGAUCUUCCUCACACUCACGGAGAACGACCUCAAGGAAGUCGGCAUCACUCUAUUUGGUCCUAAGAGGAAGAUGACAUCAGCAAUAGCCCGUUGGCAUAGUAACGCCCGGCCACCCAGUGAUGCGUUAGAGCAGGCGUACGCCGACCAACUGGAGGCCGAGAUGCAGGAAAUGGCCAUUCAGCUUCAUAAGCAAUGUGUGGAGGUGGAGUCUCUACAGGCUCAGGUGUCUCAGGAGAAGGAGCUGCGUGCCGUGAUGGAGGGAUGUCUGAUGGAGGAGAAGAUGUCGUGGAAGAGUGUUCAGGCAGAGCUGCAGGAGAACACACAGCGCGUUCAGACGCUGAGCGGGAAACUACACACUCUACGCAACACUCACACACUGCUCACGCAGGAAGACACUCGAGCGGCGGGGAAAGGCGACGGGUUAAUGUGCUCUCAGCUGCUGUCUAACAUGGAGUCUCAUAUGGCAGAGCUCGCUGACAGUCUGAAGGAAGUUCUCCACAGUCUCCAGCGUCUGAGCGCUUCAGAGAAAAACACACACAACUGGGAAGAAUCCUAGUGGCUGCCAAUGGGACACUCACUUUUACUGACGGAGGGUGAAAAACCACCCUGAACACACACACACACACACACGGCCACAGGAACGGGCCUGAGAGAACAACUCGUGUCGGUCCAGUGUGACAUGAGUUCGGACGGAGAUGACAGGCCGAACGAGGAGCAAAGACCAUGAGCAGAGUGGCCAAAAAUGACAAGCAGGCGAAGAGACUCUCACCUGUGCUCCAGUCACAUGGUACAUAACUGCAUCAUGAGAACUGACCAAUCACAGACAGAGCUGUGUCGGACAGGGCGGAGCCAGGGAAUCUGAAUCUGUGAGGAAUUCAGUGUGAAUAACAGAGAAAUACAUGUGUGGACACUGCAAGCACAGGCACUGUUUAUUGCUGUACAACCAAUCAAACCUCUUGAUUAGAUUUGUUUUAUGCCUAUUUAAAGCCUAAUAAUGUCUUCUUUUUUUUCAUAAAUCAAACCACAGAUUAUCUGUA